Angiostrongylus costaricensis is the source of this 169-nucleotide messenger RNA. The record is from the annotation of a GenBank genome assembly. NCBI's taxonomy places the organism in Eukaryota, Metazoa, Nematoda, Chromadorea, Rhabditida, Metastrongylidae.
GACCAAGUACAAUCGUCAAAGAACUGUCUGGCACAAAUCUACGAGGAGAGGAAGAAGCAGCGGCAGCGGUAUGAAAAAGUUCAAAUCAUUUAGUAAGAUUUGCACCAGGAACCUGAACUACAAUAUAUAUUUAUAUGUAUAUGUAGAAAUGAUUUUAGUGAAGCUUUAA